Molecule: messenger RNA, 1413 nt
Organism: Stereum hirsutum FP-91666 SS1
Lineage: Eukaryota; Fungi; Basidiomycota; Agaricomycetes; Russulales; Stereaceae
Product: mandelate racemase/muconate lactonizing enzyme
Exons: 12
Coding region: 1-1413 (470 amino acids)
Biological process (GO): carbohydrate catabolic process; amino acid catabolic process
Molecular function (GO): magnesium ion binding; hydro-lyase activity
Source: RefSeq, a predicted model, not a curated record
AUGACCAUGAUCACUCACUUUGAGACGCACGACGUUUGUUUCCCUACGUCGUUAUCGGGAGACGGCACAGAUGCGAUGAACACAGACUGCGACUACUCCGCCGCAUAUGUGACUCUCUACACUUCAUCAUCAACACUUGUCGGGCACGGCUUGACAUUCACCAUCGGCCGUGGCACCGAUAUUGUGUGUUCAGCCAUCAAAGAGGUCGCAAGCCGUCUCGUAAAUAAGGAGAUCGAGCCUCUUUUCGCUAACAUGGGGCAAGCUUGGGAAUAUCUAACCGCAGACUCUCAGCUGCGAUGGAUCGGUCCAGAGAAGGGCGUGAUUCAUAUAGCUACCGGUGCGGUCGACAAUGCCUUGUGGGAUCUCUAUGCUCGCGCGAAGAAGAAGCCACUGUGGAAGCUUGUCGUGGAUUUCACCCCGGAGGAGCUGGUGAAUGCUACAACGUUCCGCUAUAUCACGGAUGCUCUUACGCCGGAUGAAGCUUUGGAAAUGUUGAAGGCGAAGGAGGCAACAAAAAAGGUACGUGAAGAGAAGGUACGCGAAGUUGGAUAUCCUGCCUACGUCACAUCAGCCGGCUGGAUGGGAUACUCCGACGAUAAAGUAUCAAAACUAAUGAAAGCCGCUGUCGCUCGUGGCUUCAAUCACUUCAAAAUGAAAGUGGGCACGAAUCGACUCUCCGACCUUCGUCGCGGCAAGCUCAUACGUUCCAUCAUCGACGACCCUCAGUAUUUCCCUGAGAGCCGUUUGGUCACGGAUCCUGGGGACUCAUCGCUCGAGGGCAAGAAUGCCGGUGGGACUGGGUCAGUGAUUAUGAUGGAUGCAAAUCAGGUUUGGGAUGUUGGGGACGCGAUUGAGUGGACGAAGGGGUUGGCUGAGAUUAAGCCAUGGUUCAUCGAGGAGCCGACAGCCCCAGAUGAUAUUCUCGGACACGCCGCAAUCCGUAAGGCUCUCAAACCCCACGGAAUAGGUGUAGCCACGGGCGAGCAUGCGCAUAACAGAAUGGUGUUCAAGCAGCUAUUUCAAGCAGAUGCUAUUGAUGUUUGCCAAAUUGACGCGUGUCGUCUUGCGGGCGUCAGUGAGGUGUUGAGUGUAAUGCUUAUGGCUGCCAAGUUCGGCAUCCCCGUCUGCCCACAUGCAGGUGGCGUUGGUCUCUGCGAAUACGCCGUUCACCUAUGUCUAAUCGAUUACGUCGCCAUUUCCGGCUCAAUGGAGCGCAACGUGCUCGAAUUCGCGGAUCAUCUCCACGAACAUUUCGUCUAUCCGUGCUCUAUUAGCGAACAUGGCCGAUACAAUGUGCCAACUGAUCCUGAGGGGGGAUAUAGUGUUGAGAUGCAUACAUCGAGUUUCGAGGAGUUUGGCUACCCAGACGGCUCGUAUUGGGUCGAAACGGCCAAGGUGAAGGCGGAUCAGUAA